Messenger RNA from Lycium ferocissimum, 2235 nucleotides. RefSeq names its product pentatricopeptide repeat-containing protein At5g11310, mitochondrial. The transcript is spliced from 2 exons. NCBI's taxonomy places the organism in Eukaryota, Viridiplantae, Streptophyta, Magnoliopsida, Solanales, Solanaceae. The record is from RefSeq and is a predicted model, not a curated record. Gene Ontology annotation, molecular function: protein binding. The annotation marks the transcript as partial.
UUUUCCAUAAUGAUCAGACGAUAUGCAAGGGCAGGUAUGCUCUUACCAGCCAUUCGAACAUAUGAAUUUUCUUCAAAUUUAGAGAUACAUGCUUUGGGGUUGGAAGACAACUUAUUUGAGAUACUAUUAGAUUCUUUAUGCAAAGAGGGGCAUGUGAGGGAAGCUUCUGAGUAUUUUUAUAGGAAAAAAGGACAAGACUCAAAUUGGUCGCCAUCUGUUCGGGUCUAUAAUAUAUUGCUAAAUGGAUGGUUUCGAUCAAGAAAGAUCAAGAAAGCUGAGCGAUUGUGGGCUGAGAUGAAAAAGGAGGGCAUAAAACCUAGUGUUGUUACUUAUGGUACCCUUGUUGAAGGAUUGUGCCGGAUGCGGAGAGUUGAGAUGGCAAUUGAAUUGAUUAGUGAAAUGAAAGAGGAAGGAAUUGAUCCCAAUGCCGUCAUCUACAAUCCAAUAAUUGAUGCAUUAGGAGAAGCUGGGCGGUUUAAGGAAGCAUCCGGAAUGAUGGAGAGGCUGUUAGUGUUGGAGUCCGGUCCAACACUGUCGACUUACAAUUCGUUAGUGAAGGGUUUUUGCAAGGCAGGAGAUAUUGUUGGGGCUAGUAACAUUCUUAAGAUGAUGAUGAAUAGAGGUUUUAUGCCAACACCAACUACUUAUAAUUACUUCUUUCGGUACUUCUCCAAGUUUGGGAAGAUUGAAGAAGGCUUAAACCUCUAUACCAAGAUGAUUGAAUCUGGAUACGUGGCAGAUCGACUAACAUACCAUCUGCUGGUUAAGAUGCUAUGCGAGCAGGAUAGAUUGGAUCUGGCAUUGCAAAUUAUCCAAGAGAUGAGGGCAAAGGGUUGUGAUUUGGACUUGGCUACAAGUACCAUGCUUAUACAUUUGUUCUGCAAGAUGCAUCAAUUUGAUGAAGCUAUUGAGUGGUUUCACGACAUGAUUCGGAGAGGACUAGUUCCUCAAUAUCUCACAUAUCAGAGACUGUGCAAUGAUCUGAGAAAACAAGGACUGACUGAAAAGGCAGAGAAACUUAGAAACAUGAUGGUAUCUAAACCCCACUCUGAGAAGUUGCCCAACACAUAUAUUGAAGAUGGAGACUCUUCAUAUACGAGGAGAAAAUCCAUCAUCAAGAAAGCUGAAGAAAUGUCAAAUAUAUUACAGACGUGUAGAAGUCCAAGACAGCUAGUCAAACGUAGAACUCCACUUGAGAAUGCAGUGCUGAGUGCAAACCAGCUUAUAGAAAAUAUUAGUAAACGAGUGGAAUUAGUUUAGUCUACAUUAUGUUGUAUGAUUAUUCUGUAAUAGAUUCAAAGGUUUCUGUGAUGUACAUAAUCCAGCACAAGCUUAAAAUUCUAUCUCGUCAAAAGAAUAGACUUUUUCGCCUAGAAGUUCAGAAAAUAAUGAAUAUGUAAUUGAUUCUGUAUCAUCCAUGGAUUUUAUAAUGCUAAAUUUGUGCCUUUCUCCAAUGACUUGUUUACAUAUAACUCUAAGCGGUAAACUGCUCUGUUGAAGAUCAUAGAGAGUAAUAAGCAGGCUCAAUGCAGGGUGCUGCAGCAUACUUGAAAAAUUGUACAUCAAAUCGCUUUGGUUGAUUUGAAUCGCGGUAUGAAGAGUUAAAUUGAUUUAAGGUACUUUAAGACCAUGAAACUUUGCACAAAUUUCAUGCUUCUCCGUUUGGGAUUUCAAAAAAAAAAAAAAAAAAACAAUUUAUCAUCUUCUACUUUCUUAAUUUCGUUUACAAUAUUCCUCUCCUACUUCUUCUUUUCCCUUUGAUUUCUCAUGUUACUAUCGGACUUAGGCAAUGCUCUGACAUGCGGACAGUUGCUCUUUGGAGAUUGUAUCUCAUUAUUGGAUUUGUACAUUUAAGCUGUUUUAAACCUGUAUAUGUAGUAAAUUAGUGAACCUAUCAUGACCUGAUGGAGUUUUUUUACUCAGAGAUCAUAUAUCCACCAGUGUGCUUGACACAUUGCAAAAGUGACGGUAGCAUAGAUGCUUUUAGUUCUGUGGAUGUACCUGAAUUUAACACAAUUCUGUUUUGAACUUUUACAAUAGCUACAUGAGAUUUGGUGUCCAAAUUUGAACAUUUUAGUCAAAGACGAAUGCAUGUUUCACAAUUUGCUUACGAGGGCUUUCUGCAUUGAUUUCAGUGUAUCACAAGGGAGACAACUAGAACUACAUCACAUUAGCAGUCAACGGAAAGAUAACAGUUGGAAAACCCCGAAAUGAGUCCACAAAAUAAAAUUAAGC